CAUUGGAGGACUGUUGGCAGGGGGCGGAGAGCUCUAAUGUCUGGGUUUGGGCGGGAAUUGAAACCGCCUCUGCUGCCCACAAGAACUUGAUUGCCCCAACUAUCCAGCGUUGAAGGGAGCCAUGGUGCGGCCAGUGAGGAAUAAGAAACCAGUCAAUUACUCACAGUUCGAGGACUCCAAUAGUGAUGAUGAUUUUGUUUCUGCAACUGGACCUUUAAAUAAGAAAUCCAGAACAACACCAAAGGAGUUAAAACUAGAAAAACCAAAACCUAAAUUAAAAAAUCUCCAAAAAGAAGACACCCUAUUACAAGAGAAAACUCCUAAAAAAAGGAUCGCUUUAGAUGACAAGCUCUACCAGAGAGACUUAGAGGUUGCGCUGGCAUUAUCAGUGAAGGAACUUCCAACAGUAACCAUUGAUUUGGAGGAGUCUCAAGGCAAUGAAAAACGUGGCAAUAGUGAAACAGAAAUGAUGGAUAAGCCUCCCCAUAUCUCCAAUUGCAGUGUAGCCAGUGAUUAUUUAGAUCUGGACAAGAUUACUGAGGAAGAUGAUUCCCGUGGUGCUCAAGGGAAAAGAAAAGCAGCAUCUAAAGCGCUGGUACAGCAGAGAAGGAUUCUUCUGGAGGGCAGUGAUGGUGACAGUGCUCAUGGCUCCGAACCAGACUUUGAAACUGGUGAAGACUCUGAGGAUGAUUCCGAUUUUAGUGAGGGGGAAGAUAAUGAUGAAGACUUCACUGUAAAAAAAAGUAAAGAAAUAAAAAAGAAAGAGGUGAAGGUUAAAUCCCCAGUUGCAAAGAAAGUGAAGAAACCAAAAUCCAAAUGUAAUGCAUUAGUGACUUCAGUAGACUCUGCUCCAGCUGCUGUCAUAUCAAAACCUCAGUCUUCACCAAAAAAGGUUUCUCGUUCUUCAGAGGCUUCUAGGAAACCAUUGCAAAUAUGCAGUCCUUCAGCUGAAAUCAAGAGACCUAAGUGGGUCCCACCAGCGGUAACCGGAAGUAGCAGCACCAGCAGGAGUCCACUGGCAGCGGUGGCUGUUAAGUCUCCAAAUCAGAGUCUUCGCCUUGGCUUGUCCAGAUUAGCACGAGUUAAACCUCUGCACCCAAAUGUCACUAGUAGCUGA
Molecule: messenger RNA, 1117 nt
Organism: Pteronotus mesoamericanus
Lineage: Eukaryota; Metazoa; Chordata; Mammalia; Chiroptera; Mormoopidae
Gene: RAD51AP1
Product: RAD51 associated protein 1
Exons: 9
Coding region: 122-1117 (331 amino acids)
Biological process (GO): double-strand break repair via homologous recombination; interstrand cross-link repair
Molecular function (GO): single-stranded DNA binding; double-stranded DNA binding
Source: RefSeq, a predicted model, not a curated record